This is a messenger RNA of Colletotrichum orchidophilum, 1398 nucleotides long. Its product is annotated as glutaminase. Gene Ontology annotation, biological process: L-glutamine catabolic process. The coding region runs from base 1 to 1398 and encodes 465 amino acids. Gene Ontology annotation, molecular function: glutaminase activity. The transcript has a single exon. The record is from RefSeq and is a predicted model, not a curated record. Lineage: Eukaryota; Fungi; Ascomycota; Sordariomycetes; Glomerellales; Glomerellaceae.
AUGAAGUCACCGAUCCCCGAUUACCUCAAUCGCGUCCUCGAGAAAGCGCGCCCCAACGACACCGGGGCGCCGGCCGCUUACAUUGACGUGUUAGCCAAGGCGGACACGUCAAAGAUGGCCGUGGCGCUGGCCAUGGUGGACGGCAACCUCUACUCGGCGGGCGACGACCGGGUCGAGUUCUCCAUCCAGUCCAUCUCAAAGGCCUUUGUCUACGCCCUGGCCAUUGAGGACGCGGGCAUGCGCCAGGUCUUGGACAAGAUUGGCGUCGAGCCCUCGGGCGACGCCUUCAACCGCCUCUCCCUCGAGCGCGGCAGCAACAGGCCCAUGAACCCCAUGAUCAACGCCGGCGCCAUCACCGCGCACUCCCUCGUCGUGUCCCCCUCCGCCACCGUGGAACAGCGGACAGACCGCAUCCUGACUGCCCUCUCCCGGCUCGCGGGCCGGCCGCUGCGCGUCGACGAGAAGGUCUACGAGGCGGAGCUCAAGGACGCAGACCGCAACAUGGGCAUCGGGUACAUGCUCAAGGCCGCCGGCAUCAUCACGUGCGACCCGCGCGAGGCGGUUCGGGGCUACAUCCGCCAGUGCGCCAUCAACGUAAACGUCCGCGACCUCGCCAUGAUGGCGGCCACGCUCUCCAACGGCGGCGUCCACCCCGUCACGGGCGAGACCAUCAUCCCGCAGAACAGCGUCCGCCAGGUCCUCUCCGUCAUGACCACGUGCGGCAUGUACGACGCCGCCGGCGACUGGGUAUCCAACGUCGGUAUCCCUGCCAAGAGCGGCGUUGCAGGCGGCAUCAUCGGCGCCUUACCGGGCCAGGUCGGCCUCGCGUCCUUCUCCCCGAAACUCGACGAGCGCGGCAAUAGCGUCCGCGGGGUGGCGAUAUGCGAGCAGCUCUCGCGCGACAUGGGCCUGCACAUGAUGGACGUGAGCCAGAUUGCGAGCGCUACGGUGCGUACCUCGGUAGCGACUAUUGUGGCCGGCGAGCGGGAACCGCAUAACCCAAACUGCCAGCGCGAGGUCGUCAUCUUUAGCCUCCGCGGCGCCGUGCGAUUCGCAGGCUCGGAGAGGCUGACGAGGGCCCUCGCGCGCGAGCUAGGGUCGCCGGAUCCGGAGGACCCCGGUUCGGGGACGCAUGCGAAUGCCUGUGCCGUGGUGUUUUCGUUCCGGGAUGCGUAUUCGUUGAAUGCUAUUGCGAGGCGGAUUAUCCACGAGAAUAUUCGGCGGCUGUUGUUGGACGAGAGGAGUGUUGUUGUCGUUGAUCCGUCGGGCGUGUUGAAGAUGGAGGCGGACCUCGAGGGCAAGGCGCCGCAUCCGCAUGUCUUCACGUCCGAGACGGACGCGCGGGACUUUAUCGGAGGCUUGGGCUGCCAGGCGGUGUUUAAGGAAGACAGCUGGUGA